Molecule: messenger RNA, 900 nt
Organism: Cooperia oncophora
Lineage: Eukaryota; Metazoa; Nematoda; Chromadorea; Rhabditida; Trichostrongylidae
Source: the annotation of a GenBank genome assembly
AUGCACUACAUUAACACCUACACUACCAGUGAACCCCAACGAGCUGUUGGAUUUCAGAAUAAACGAGGGGUGAAUUCGGAAGAGAAUGAAAUUAACAGAAUCUACAAACUAACCACGAAAGGCGUCGUCGAUGUGUUGCAAUUCUUCGUCCCGAGGAAAUCGGAUCUUUUUCAGCAUGAUUUGUAUCCGGACACGAGAUCAACAGUCCCAGCCCUUACAGCUGAAGAAUUCAUGGACGGAAAGAACGCUAUGCCAAAUUUGAUGGCAGUGAAUCCUGCUGCAGCACAGGCUAAGCCCAAAGUUCAAGUUGCAAAGAAGGCCAACAUUCUCAACCAACUCGCUCCCACUGCCGCGGAAACAGCCCCACAACGAUCUUCUCACUCGGAGCAAACGUCACCUCAAGUAUCUGCUCCGCCAUCACCACGACAUCAACAACAACGACCGCCAGUGGUCGACGAUGACAUGGGUAUCGUGGUCACGAGCCAGAUGCGACAGCGAUCACCGCCGCCCUCCCAUCAGUACCAGGAACGGCCGCGAAGUCCCGAACGAAACCAGAAGGUACCAAAGCAGCAGGUGAAUCUCCGGUCCCGUGCCGACAGGGAUAUGGGAGGCGGUGCACAAACCGCAGGGCAAAGGCGAGCUGCAGCUGAGCUUGAGAGGAUCAAGAGAGAUCAGGCUCGUACAGCUGAUCCUGACGACUAUAUGCCUUCACCAACAAUGGCUCAGCCCAGCCCCUCUCCACGGAUGAGCGUCGGCAGCAUGGAGGGCCCGACGAACAUGGAGGAACUGUUGUCCGAUUUGGCAAAGAUGAAAGCCGUUAUGCGACAACAUGAGAGGAGAAUUCGUAUAUUGGAAGAGGAACUAGCCGAGAAAAAUAUGAGCAUUGCGUAUUCAUUUUGA